AAAAUGGAGGACGUCACUGAACGUCCCCCAGCAACCCUCGGCAGCGUCUCGGAAAACACCGGGAGGAAGAUGGGUUUGUUGUCAAUCCUUAGAAAACUAAAGAGUGCCCCAGAGCAGGAGGUACGCAUUCUGCUUCUCGGAUUAGACAAUGGUGGAAAGACGACACUUCUCAAACAGCUUGCCUCUGAGGAUAUUAGUCACAUCACCCCGACACAGGGCUUUAACAUUAAGAGUGUGCAGUCUCAGGGCUUCAAACUGAAUGUCUGGGACAUUGGAGGCCAGAGGAAGAUAAGGCCGUACUGGAGAAACUACUUUGAAAAUACUGACGUGCUUAUUUAUGUCAUAGUUCAGGAAAUGUGA
Molecule: messenger RNA, 360 nt
Organism: Sinocyclocheilus grahami
Lineage: Eukaryota; Metazoa; Chordata; Actinopteri; Cypriniformes; Cyprinidae
Product: ADP-ribosylation factor-like protein 3
Exons: 4
Coding region: 4-360 (118 amino acids)
Molecular function (GO): GTPase activity; GTP binding
Source: RefSeq, a predicted model, not a curated record